Phymastichus coffea is the source of this 357-nucleotide messenger RNA. RefSeq names its product cytochrome c-2 (gene CytC). Gene Ontology annotation, cellular component: mitochondrial intermembrane space. The record is from RefSeq and is a predicted model, not a curated record. Gene Ontology annotation, biological process: mitochondrial electron transport, cytochrome c to oxygen; mitochondrial electron transport, ubiquinol to cytochrome c. The transcript is spliced from 4 exons. Bases 1 to 357 code for a protein of 118 amino acids. Gene Ontology annotation, molecular function: heme binding; electron transfer activity. Lineage: Eukaryota; Metazoa; Arthropoda; Insecta; Hymenoptera; Eulophidae.
AUGGGUGUCCCAGCUGGUGAUGUUGAAAAGGGAAAGAAGAUCUUUGUUCAGAGAUGUGCACAAUGCCACACUGUAGAAGCUGGUGGCAAACAUAAGGUUGGCCCUAAUCUCAAUGGUUUAUUUGGCAGGAAGACUGGUCAGGCUGCUGGUUAUGCCUACACAGAUGCCAACAAGGCUAAGGGAAUUACAUGGAAUGAAGAUACUUUGUUCGAGUACCUUGAAAACCCGAAAAAAUAUAUUCCGGGUACAAAAAUGGUCUUUGCUGGCUUGAAGAAGCCUCAAGAACGAGGAGAUCUCAUUGCUUACCUCAAAUCGGCAUGCAACAAGAUAAAUGAAGCACUUAGUGAAAAUUGUUAA